AUGGAAUUUAUUGAAAUGUUAUUAUCAUCAUCGUCAAGUUCGUCUGAUGAUGACUCCGACACCGAGAUCUUGUUCAGUAAUCUUGAUUCCUCAGAUGGCCCACAAAGGAAAAAAAUAAGGAUCUACAAUUUCGUUGAAGAUUUUGUGGAUAACUACAGCGAUGAGCAGUUUCGCCAACAAUUCAGAUUGAAAAGAUGCACUGCGGAAUUUAUCAUUGAUAAAUACAAGUCAUCUACGUUCGGCCACGUCAACGAAGGUAAAGGCAGGAAAGGAAUUACUCCCAAAAACCAAAUAUUAGCUUUUCUGUGGUUCAGCGCAAAUAAAAACUCGUAUAGAGAAGUAUGCACUUUGUUUGACAUGGCAGAGUCAACGUUUUGCAACCAUCUGAAUUCAAUAUUAGAUUUCUUCUAUGACAUCUCCAAACAUAUAAUAAAAUUUCCAGAAACCGAAGAUGGAAAAGAACGAGUUGCAGCGAAUUUUAAGAAGAUUUCCAAAUUCGACAACGUUCUUGGAUGUAUAGACGGAUCAUAUGUAUCAAUCCGUAAACCAGCCAAAAAAAUCAAAUCUACCUAUGUAAACAGACACGACAUGCUAUCCAUAACUCUUCAAGGUGUCUGUGAUGCAAACAAGUCAUUUAUGGAUAUCUGCGUUGGAUCUCCAAGCAAAAUUCACGACUCACGAAUUUUUACGUUAUCACCACUCAGCGACGAUUUACCGCAAAUUUGCCACCAAAAAUUUCAUUUGCUUGGAGAUGCCGCCUAUCCUCUACGUGAGUACCUGCUAACACCAUACAGAAAUGAUGGGAGGAUGAACCAAAAAAAGCGAAAAUAUAAUCUGAAACAUGCUCAGACAAGAGUAUUGAUUGAAAAUGCUUUCGGAUUGUUGAAAACGCGAUUUAGGCAGUUGAUGCGGUUGGAUUUUUUCUUUGUGGAGAGAAUGUGCAAAUUUGUAACUGCAUGCUGCGUUCUGCACAACAUAUGUAUCAGUUUCAAUGACAAUAUUGAAGUUGAUGCGGAGACAACUCAACAUGAAAACAAUCAUGCUAGAGAUGUUACUGACGUUGCACCUAAUAAUCCAGAUAUCCGCAAUGCAGCCCUCAGAAGACUUGGAGAAAUUAAGAGGAAUAAUAUUGCAGAUAGUUUCCAAUAAAAAUUUUAUACUCUAGAAACUCACAAUAAAUAAAAAUAAAA
This is a messenger RNA of Ochlerotatus camptorhynchus, 1190 nucleotides long. Its product is annotated as putative nuclease HARBI1. The transcript is spliced from 4 exons. NCBI's taxonomy places the organism in Eukaryota, Metazoa, Arthropoda, Insecta, Diptera, Culicidae. The coding region runs from base 1 to 1149 and encodes 382 amino acids. The record is from RefSeq and is a predicted model, not a curated record.